GCCAGAGCAGCUGCUUACGCAUAUUCCGUAGAGUCUGUCCAGCAGCGCUGCGGAGGAUUUCCAGCUGCUUCUCUAUUCGAGCUUUUUUCUACAAUCAUCAUGAACAGUACCGGCUACAGCAGAUCAGGAAAAACCUUCCUGUUCACCUCGGAAUCGGUCGGACAGGGACACUCUGAUAAAAUGUGUGACCAAAUUAGUGAUGCCGUUUUGGAUGCAUAUCUUUCUCAAGACCCUGACGCAAAAGUGGCAUGUGAGUGUGUGGCCAAGACAGGUAUGAUUCUGCUGUGUGGAGAGGUGACAUCAAAAGCAGUGGUGGAUCUUGAGAAAGUGGUCAGAGACACUGUGAAGGACAUUGGAUAUGACGACUCAUCCAAGGGGUUUGACUACAAGACCUGCAAUGUGCUUGUGGCAUUACAGCCACAGUGUGAGGAGAUUACUGACUGUGUAUUUGAAGGCAGAGAUGAAGAGGACAUUGGCGCUGGGGAUCAGGGUUUCAUGUUUGGCUAUGCAACAGAUGAAACGGAUGAGUGCAUGCCACUGACCAUCCUCCUGGCCCAUAAGCUCAAUCACAAGAUGAAAGAAUUGUCAAAGAAUGGGGAGUGUGCAUGGAUACUACCUGACUCUAAAUCCCAGGUUACUGUGGAAUACCGUGAUAACAUGGGAGUCAUGGAGCCUAUCCGAGUCCACACAGUAGUCAUUUCAGUCCAGCAUACACCUGACAUCACACUUUCGGAAAUACGGAAGAAUCUGAUGGAAAAAGUGGUGAAGACAGUCAUUCCAGCAAAGUAUCUGGAUGACCGGACUAUCUAUCACCUGCUACCUAGUGGAAAGUUCCUUAUAGGUGGUCCGCAGGGAGAUGCCGGCCUUACUGGUAGAAAAAUCAUUGUGGACACAUAUGGUGGCUGGGGAGGCCAUGGGGGCGGGGCCUUCUCAGGUAAGGACUAUUCCAAAGUGGACCGUUCUGGAGCCUAUGCAGCCCGAUGGGUGGCCAAAUCCCUUGUCAAGGCCAAGCUGUGCAGAAGAGUGCUGGUACAGAUCUCCUAUGCCAUUGGCAUCAGCCACCCUUUGUCCAUCUCUGUUUUUCAUUAUGGUACGUCAACAAGAGAUGAAGAUGAGCUUCUGGAAAUCGUUCAGAAGAAUUUUGACCUACGACCAGGGGUGAUUGUCAAAGAGCUUGGUCUAAAAAGGCCCAUCUAUCAGAAAACUGCCAGCUAUGGACAUUUUGGAAGAGAGGAAUUUCCCUGGGAAAAGCCAAAGAAACUGGUGUUUUAGUGGUUCAUCAAACAAGACCUUCAACAUUCAGAGAAGCAUAGAGAAGCAUAACAUUUGAUGUACUUAGAUAGACAGAUGUGAGAUUUUAGUGAUGACUGCAGUCGUUUAGAGAGAAAUUUGGGAAUACUUUAGCUGUGUCUGAAACUGGUAGCUGACUUGAUGCCUUUCUGCCCAUUCUGGAUGCUUUUGCAUGCACUUCAUAAUCUGUUUACUGCAGAAUAUUGAAGUCAGUAAUCCAGUCAACAUAUUCACAUUAACUUAAUCAGAUAACAUUAAUCAGAUAAUUGGAAAACUUAGAGUUUACAUGAGUUAGUGAGGCAAUAAUCAGAUUUUGCAACCAGCCAAUAAUCUCACAGACUAAGAUGUGACGUAAAUAUUAGGUAAAACCUAAACAUCAUGCUUAAUAUGAUCAUACAGAUUAUUUAAAUCCUGUUGCUACUAUUUUCCAUGCCCUUGAAUUGGAAUAGAAAGAGUGUGGUGAACUCAGAGGUUUUAGGCAGGAGUUCAGGGCAGCUUUGCUGGGAAGCGUGAAGCUGAAGCCCCCCAUGAGAAGAGAUACAGGAAAAAAGGAGGAAGAUGAGGAGGAGGUGGAUGCGAAGUAGUUCGAGAUGCAGGUAGAGAGGAAGUGAGGGUUUAUAUAGGUUUGAGUGGGAGUGGUAAAGGGCGUGGAUUAACCUCCCAAAAUUAAUUUCUGCGUUACAAGUUUGGUUGUGGUGGCAUGGUCUGUUUUUGUGUAUGCCCAAGAAUACUCUGAUUUAUAGUUUACAUGCACUUGGAAAUACAAUUCAAAUACAAAUCCAGCUCUCUCUAUUAGAUUUCGUAAUUAGAUUUUUACACCUUAAUUCGAUCUGAGAAAUCAAAGUAUACUGUUUACAUGACUACUUGAAUAAUAAGAUAAAUGCAGUAUUCUGUCAAUGAACUGAUUUUUUGUGCAUGUAAACUCAUUCAUUGUCCUACUCAUGAGGUAGUGUUGUGAUGAAGGUCUCUGUGUCCGAAUCAAAAGGCAACAGAAUAUACUGAUGUUUUCAAUGUAUGGACUAGAUAUACUGCUAUAUGGAAGUACAUGUUUAGCUUUGUUGGCUAUAUAUUGGCAUUUCCCCAAAUAAAAUAUUCUUAUUCUUUUUCUGAAUUAUUUAUAAAAAGGCUUUAUUACUAAACUUUGUUUCAGCCUUGGCUGGCUGCCUUCCUGCUAUACAUUUCAGACACAGACUUAUUUCUGUAUUCUUCUUUUAGAGUCAUUCUUAUGAUUAUCUCUAAACUUACAGCUGCUGUUUUUUUAUUAAUUUAGGGAGAGAUACAUUUGACUGUUGGGGCAUUAGUGACUGUGGCACUGUGAAGGGUUUUUUCAAAUCUAUUUUUAUAUAAAUCAUUUUUAAUACUUUUAUAAUUUGUUACAUUUUGUAAUUUUAAUAAAAUACAUGUUUGUUGUGAGAUUUCUGCAAAAAUAAACCAGAACACUCCAUGAAAUUUA
Astyanax mexicanus (Mexican tetra) is the source of this 2743-nucleotide messenger RNA. RefSeq names its product methionine adenosyltransferase II, alpha-like (gene mat2al). Gene Ontology annotation, molecular function: ATP binding; methionine adenosyltransferase activity. NCBI's taxonomy places the organism in Eukaryota, Metazoa, Chordata, Actinopteri, Characiformes, Acestrorhamphidae. The coding region runs from base 100 to 1272 and encodes 390 amino acids. The record is from RefSeq and is a predicted model, not a curated record. Gene Ontology annotation, cellular component: cytosol; methionine adenosyltransferase complex. The transcript is spliced from 9 exons. Gene Ontology annotation, biological process: S-adenosylmethionine biosynthetic process.